AUGGCGCUGGCGCUGGCCGUUGCGGCCGGCCUGCUGGCGCUGCCGCUGAGCGCCGCCAGCACAGCCCUGGGGACCUUCUUCCUGGCCGCCGUCUGCUCGCAACUGACACGGUUGCUACGGUUCGGGCCCCUCGAGGAAAUUCAGCGCCGCUGCCUCCUCCGCAAGGUGACGCGCCAGCUCGAGCCCACGGAGCGCCGCGCCCUGGCUCGGUUCAUCUUCCGCGAGCAGUGCCCUCUUCCAACGCGGCGGCACAGAACAAGGUCGCCCGACAGCGAUCAGCAGGAAACUGAGGAAUCCAGCGGCCUGCUGCGCGGAUUCGACUUGAAGCCGGAUGUGAAGCAGCCGGCGGCGCAAGCCAAGUCGGACUCGAGAACCAAGUGGGUGCCGCCCAACCGAACGCCGCCACCCCCUGAGCCCCGUCGCACGUCGCGCAUCAAGCUCCUGCUUCCACCGGAGAAGCCGACGGACGACGUGGCAUCGCAGCGGAUCGUCGCGCCGGGGGAGUCGUCGCCCGAUUGGAUCAAGCGCAAGCUCUACGACGAGCACGCCGAGUUCCUGGAGCCGAUUGUGUUUGGCAACCCUCAGCUCAUGGAGAUAUGCCUCUGGCACAGCUCGCGUUACACCAAGUUGGAGGGCUACCUGCUGUACAGCACGCUACUGGUGCAUUCUCUCGUCUCCAUGACGACGUUCAUCGGUAGCCCGGAGUACCACCUCAUGAUCGACUACGAUCGACGGGUGCCCCACACUCGCCGCCUCAGCGCGGCCCAGUGGCAGUGCGUGGUGCUCCCGGCAGUGGCCUCCUCGUCCGCCGUGUUCGGUUACUACGUCGCCAGGGUGCUGCUCGAAAACUAG
Dermacentor andersoni is the source of this 852-nucleotide messenger RNA. RefSeq lists its product as uncharacterized. Gene Ontology annotation, cellular component: plasma membrane. Gene Ontology annotation, biological process: transmembrane transport. NCBI's taxonomy places the organism in Eukaryota, Metazoa, Arthropoda, Arachnida, Ixodida, Ixodidae. Gene Ontology annotation, molecular function: transmembrane transporter activity. The record is from RefSeq and is a predicted model, not a curated record.